Cercopithifilaria johnstoni is the source of this 1704-nucleotide messenger RNA. The record is from the annotation of a GenBank genome assembly. NCBI's taxonomy places the organism in Eukaryota, Metazoa, Nematoda, Chromadorea, Rhabditida, Onchocercidae.
AUGCGAAUUUGUGUGAUUGGUACUGGGGUGAGUGGUUUGCCUGCCAUAAAAGAGUGUCGCGCUGUCGGCCUCGAUGUGAUAGCCUACGAACGUACCAACGAUAUCGGAGGUUUGUGGAAUUACAGACCUGAAUUAACAGAGGGAGGUACAGUGAUGAAGUCGACGGUGAUGAAUACAUCAAAAGAAAUGUCAGCCUAUUCUGAUUUCCCACCACCUGCUAACUUUUACAAUUUUAUGCAUCAUUCAAAAGUUUUGGAAUAUUUGAAAAACUACGCCAAAGCGAAUGACUUAUACCAAUACAUUCGUUUUAAUACUGCAGUACAGCAGGUAUCACGAAAGGGUAAUUUUUGGGAAGUAAAAACAAGUGAUGGUGAUAGAAAAUUAUUCGAUUAUGUAGUGAUAUGCACUGGACAUCAUAGCAUCCCACAUUAUCCUCAAAUACCUGGAAGUAAAAAAUUCAAAGGACGCAUCCUUCAUUCCCAUGAAUAUCGUGAUUACAAGGGAUUUGAAGAAAAAGACGUUUUUAUUGUUGGAAUUGGUAAUUCGGCCCUUGACAUUGCUGCAGAAUUAUCUGGUAUUUCGAAGUCGGUAACAGUCUCCACCCGACGUGGUUCAUGGAUAUUCAAUCGUGUAAGUCAAGGAGGUAUUCCUAAUGAUUUAAAGAUGAUAACUCGUUUAUAUAACUAUUUGAUGGAUAAAUUGCCAUGGUCAGUUGUUAACGAUUUCAUGGAACAUCGUUUGCAGUUACGAAUGGAUCAUGAUCUAUAUGGACUUCGACCGAAUCAUCGAUUUCUACAACAGCACCCUACUAUCAACGAUGAUUUACCUAAUCUGCUCUGUAGCGGACGGAUUGUUAUUACGGAUGAUAUUGAAUUAAUUCAUGAAAGAAGUAUUCAAGUCAAGGGAGGACGUCAAUUUCCAGCUGAUGUGAUUAUUUUCGCAACUGGUUAUACAUUUGGUUUUCCAUUUCUGUGCCCAGAAUUUAUUAUACCAGUAAAGGAUCAUGAAGUGGAACUGUACAAAUAUGUGUUUCCAUUGAAAUAUCCUUCUUUAGCUGUUAUCGGUCUAAUCCAACCCAUUGGAAGUAUUUUACCAAUAUCUGAAAUGCAAUGUCGAUGGGUUGCUGCUAUAUUUAGUGGUCAAAUUAGAUUACCUCGUCAUGCAGAUAUGUUGGCUGAUAUUAAACUUAAACAAGUCCAAAUCAAGAGAAGGUAUUUCAAAAGUAUGAAACAUACUAUCCAAGUGGAUUACAUCAAAUAUAUGGAUGAAAUUGCUGAAAAAAUAGGUUGUAAGCCUAAUAUAAAGAAGUACAUAUUCACAGAUCCUAGUUUUUGCUUUCGAUUAUUAAUUGGUGCUAAUGCACCAUAUAUUUAUCGACUCGAAGGUCCUGGAUCUUGGGAUAAGGCCAAGCAAACAUUGGUAAACCUUCCGGAACGUGUCAAAGUCCCAUUGAAGAAUAGAGAAUGUUACAUGGAACGAUAUAAAAGACGCGGAAGAAUUGAUGAGUAUUUCCGAUAUGUAUCCAUGAAAUGGCUUGCUGGGUGGACAUGCGUACUACUCGUCACCGGUAUUUGGAUAUUCUGCAUAGGUUCUAGUAAUCUCACUAUACUUGCAUAUACUGCAAAUGUUGCCAUCUUUUUCGUAUUCUUCUCACUCAUUCUAUUAUGGUUUGAUUUACAGUAUGAUAUGUCCACGAUUUUUUAA